UAAAUCCAUAAAAUCACCUUGUAUGCAAUUCCAAUGGUUUUGUGGGUACACAUAAUGGUAAAACCAUCAUUUAAUUUUAGUUUCGUUAUGUUCAAUAGAUCUCUUUUGAAAAAAUGCACAUUAGGCCGUAUUUGUUUGUGUAUUGCAUUUUCCAGAUCUUUCUUUGUCUUCGUUUUGUUUGCUCAUCUUAAACUGAUUGCUAGUGUGAUUGUGACAUCACAGUCUUGAUGAUAGAGUUACUCGUCACUAAUUUUUCAGCACGGCUACAUCUUCAAAACUGGUGUCGAGUUCUUCUCUGCCGCGAUGUUUAUUUACAUCAGACACGGAGAUAAUGAACAGUUUCUGCUCAACUCCAACUGUCCAGUCGUUAUCCUCGUGCAGUACCUAAAAAGGAUGUUCGGGCUGGCCGAGUCAGAGCUUGUAGACCUGUGUGAUGAACGAGGGGUGUUGAAAUUCCUCUUUCAGCCUCAGAAUUUACAGGAAUCUGCUCGUGAACUGCUCAAGGCUAGAGAGUCUUUUAUUGUUUGCAUCGUUCAUUGUAUGAAUGAUGGGGCUUUUACUUCUGUCAGAUCACUUCUAGCUGGUGUUGAUUCUGCGCUAUUAGAGGCUCUUCAGAGUCAGAUUGAUCAUCUUGAGAAAGCUCGCCUCAAGCAGCUUCAUUCAGUGGAGUCUCGUGCUGCUACGUCAGAGGAAAACAGUGCUCAGGCUCUGCCUGCUAAAACUACAAAGAAGCGCAAGAAAGUCACACAUGUAAACGGCUCGGAUGAAGGAGUCCAGCGCCACACGGAGGACAGGAAGAGCAGGAACUGAAUGAAUCUCCUCACAUCCGAGCUCUCAGUGAUGGUAGUGAAGGUCCCAGUUUAAUUCAUUUAAAUUACGCAUGUUCUUCAAAGGGCAUGCUGGUAUUAUUGUUUUUACUGUGUAUAAUUUUUUAGGUGGUUUAAGAUUCACUACAUUUAUUUUAUAAAUCUAAAUGAAAGUCAGGGACUACAUGAUACAGCAGAAGAUAUGAAACAAUGAAUAAAACUAAUGUAUUGGUGC
Messenger RNA from Danio rerio (zebrafish), 1041 nucleotides. Lineage: Eukaryota; Metazoa; Chordata; Actinopteri; Cypriniformes; Danionidae. The record is from RefSeq and is a predicted model, not a curated record.